AUGGUCGAGCUCCCUGAGCUACGAUACACCAACGUGAAUGCAAACGAGCUAUCGGCAAGAGAGAAGGUGAAGAUUGUGGCGUUUUGGGCACCGCUGAUCAUCUUCCUUGCGUUUUGGAAGCUGUACUACACGAGUCUUAUCUACGAGUUCUACUUGUACUACAAGGCUACCAAGGGCAGGCCUUUCGACUUCGCUACCACGCAGAUAGGCAGCGUGUCCCACGCGUCCGUCGCCACUGAGGAUCGCAGAACCUUGAGCCCUAGCAAGACGCUCAAUCUGUUCAGCGGCCCAGUGCGGCGACAUUCCAUAGCCUCCGAGAACCGCGCCACCGUCCAUUCGAAAGGAAGGCGCGCGUCCCGCGCUGACGGACCACGGCGACUCUCAGCCGCUGCCGACGAGCGAACCGACACAGGAGCCAUAGAAAUGGCGCGGAGGCACAGCGUCAGCUCGCGGAGACAGUCCGUCGUCGCUGACAGUACCGCUGCCGGGGGUGCCGCAAAGCGACGAAUGUCCUAUGGCGGCGGUGCGCGACGGCAAUCCGUUCGGGAGGACCAAACGUCCCCCCCUGUCGCAGCCCCAAUCUCGAAGCGAGGGACAGCAGGCGGUUCGCGACGUCAGCCCACUGACACCGCGGACGGUGGAGCUGAAUUUGCCCAAAAAAUUCUUUCACCCGAAGAUAACGAUCCGGGUCAGCGUCCGCCUCCGAAAAACCUCGCAGCCACUGGCCCUUCGGCAAGAGCCAGGAAACACGGCAGUCAUGCUCGGAAGUCCGUGUCCGGCGAAGACCGCUCGGACGUUGGCGCACCAGGCAGGCGGCGACGGAGCACUGGCCGUCAGCAUUCCAAUGCGCCAGAAGGCGAACUCAUGGGAGCCGUGGCAGGGUCAGCUAAAAAGACCCGCGAACGAACUCGGCGGCAGUCAGGCGCCGAGGACGAUCGUCCGUAACGUCAGCCCGAAGGAAGACCGGCACCUUACAUGUGACCGGACCGUCCCUUAUACUUAAGCAUGUGGCUGUAUUGUUUCUCUUUUUUUUUUUUUGCAUUCCGUCGGCCUUUCAAUGAGUAAUUUGAAAGGCUCAACACACUGGUUAUCUUAUGAUGUCGCGGCUCUUAAUGCUCAUACACAUGUUUGCUUCUCA
This is a messenger RNA of Dermacentor andersoni, 1138 nucleotides long. The record is from RefSeq and is a predicted model, not a curated record. NCBI's taxonomy places the organism in Eukaryota, Metazoa, Arthropoda, Arachnida, Ixodida, Ixodidae.